CACAAAACUUGUUAGGUUGAUCUCCAUGGCAGGAUGGUUUUGGUUUAUCAUGCUAUUUGGUUUGGUGGGAGUCCUGUUUGGGAUAAUUUUGAAUCAUUUCUUGCCUUUAUUCUCGAAGCAAGGCCUUGUCCCUCAAGGGUCCUUUGGGUGGCCAAUACUUGGAGAAACCCUUUCCUUUUUGAAGCCCCAUCCUUCCAACUCAAUUGGAUCUUUUCUUCAAGAACACUGUUCUAGGUACGGGAAAGUUUUCACAUCCCAUUUAUUCUUCUCCCCCACGGUGGUUUCAUGUGACCAAGAACUCAACUAUUUCGUACUACAAAAUGAAGAUAAAUUAUUCCAGUGUAGCUACCCAAAACCCAUCCACGGUAUUCUUGGAAAGGUAUCAAUGCUGGUUGCUGUCAAUGACACGCACAAGAAGCUCAGGAAUGUGGCCCUCUCACUUGUGAACGCCACCAAAUCCAAACCUGAGUUUCUCAAUGAUGCUGAGAGAAUAGCAAUUCAGGUACUCAAUUCAUGGCAAAAGAAAGAACAGGUCAUCUUCUGUGAUGAAGCUAGAAAGUUUGCAUUCAAUGUAAUAGUGAAGCAAGUUCUCGGUUUAACACCAGAUGAGCCAAGAACUACACAGAUUCUGCAAGAUUUUCUUACUUUCAUGAGAGGGCUGAUCUCGUUUCCACUGUAUAUUCCGGGGACUCCAUAUGCAAGAGCUGUUCAGGCUAGACGUAGAAUCUCUUCAACUAUCGAAACAAUAAUAGAAGAAAGAAGGAGAAAUGCUGGUGCUGAAAAUUGUAGCAGUAAAAGGAGUGAUUUCCUUGAGAUACUGCUUUGUGUUGAUACCUUAUCUGAAGAUGAAAAAGUUAGCUUUGUCCUAGAUUCCCUACUGGGCGGCUAUGAAACUACAUUCCUGCUAACGUCCAUGGUGGUUUACUUCCUUGCACAAUCCAAAGUUGCACUUAAACAAUUAAAGCUAGAGCACCAGGGCAUAAGGAAAGUGAAGGACAAAGAUGAAUACCUGAAUUGGGAAGACUACAAGAAGAUGGUUUUCACUCAGCACGUCAUUAAUGAAGCUCUGAGAAGUGGAAACAUUGUGAAAUUUGUCCACCGAAAGGCUCUUAAAGAUGUCAAGUUCAAAGAUUAUGUAAUUCCAGCCGGUUGGAAGGUCCUACCUAUUUUUAGCGCAGUUCACUUGGACCCUUCAAUCCAUGCCAACGCUUUCCAAUUUAAUCCUUGGAGAUGGCUGGAUGAAGAUCAAACCUGCAAGAAAUUUACACCCUUCGGUGGGGGGUCUCGUUGUUGUCCCGGAUCUGAACUUGGAAAGGUUGAGGUCGCAUUUUUCCUCCACCACCUUAUACAAAACUACAGGUGGAGUGUUGAAGAUGGUGAAGAACCAAUGGCAUACCCGUAUGUAGAGUUCAGAAGAGGUUUGACACUGAAUAUAUCUAACUGUUCCAGAUGAGGCUUUGGUCUCCAUAUGAAGGCUUUGCUUUGCUUUUGGUGAUUUCACUCCAAGAAGAAGUUACCGAGUCGGUUUAAGGCACAAAAUUACAAUCAUAUCACGGUUGAAAAAUUUCACUGAAAAAGCCCACGAAUCGUAUCUUGUUGUACGAGCAGAAAAGAAAUCCAUUUCUUGGAAAUCGAUGCUUUUAGUUGGAUCCAAUGA
Molecule: messenger RNA, 1657 nt
Organism: Coffea eugenioides
Lineage: Eukaryota; Viridiplantae; Streptophyta; Magnoliopsida; Gentianales; Rubiaceae
Product: cytochrome P450 724B1-like
Exons: 9
Coding region: 26-1453 (475 amino acids)
Biological process (GO): sterol metabolic process
Molecular function (GO): iron ion binding; monooxygenase activity; oxidoreductase activity, acting on paired donors, with incorporation or reduction of molecular oxygen
Source: RefSeq, a predicted model, not a curated record